Exaiptasia diaphana is the source of this 838-nucleotide messenger RNA. RefSeq lists its product as uncharacterized. Gene Ontology annotation, cellular component: membrane. Gene Ontology annotation, molecular function: G protein-coupled receptor activity. Bases 1 to 774 code for a protein of 257 amino acids. The transcript has 2 exons. Gene Ontology annotation, biological process: G protein-coupled receptor signaling pathway. The record is from RefSeq and is a predicted model, not a curated record. Lineage: Eukaryota; Metazoa; Cnidaria; Anthozoa; Actiniaria; Aiptasiidae.
AUGGCAGACUGUUCGAACUAUGGAAAAAAAACUUAUCUUUCGUWCUUCACARCAACUGUUUCKCUGUGCUUAUGUUUGAUCAAAAAAAACGGAAAUUUGCUAAUCUGUUAUGCUAUCAUCAAAGAUCCCUUCAAUGAGCAAAAAAAACCUUUYAACUACCUUAUCCUAAGUCUUGCACUGACUGACUUGCUGGUGGGAAAAAAAAUGGACCCGAUCUCUUUCAUCUUCCAUCUAACCGAGGGCUUGCCGAGCGAAAAAAAAAAAGAYAUWCGUCUUCUCCAUAUGYUUAUAAAAAAAAGCUUGAACCUGCAAGCCAARCARCUKAGYCUUCGCAAAGAUUCCAACAUCAAGCGAAAGAGAGAGCACAAAAAAGAGCUKAGCGCUACGAGGUGUCAAGCAAAGGUUACAAGGGCGUUGGUGUUAGUACUAUUAGCGUACAUAAUCUGCUUCAUCCCAGUUUGUAUAAAAAAAAACAUAUUGAACUUUUGCACCAUUUGCCAUUGCGAAUUUGUGCACUGGUUGCGAGACCUACAGUUUGUCAUAGUGUUGCUGAACUCGGCAAUUAACCCGUAUUUGUACGCAUGGAGGAUGCCUCAUUUCAAGAAGGUCUUGCGCAAGUUUAUCGUGUGUUAUUCAAAACGAGUAGUCUCGCAAGAUGAUACGUCGAUAGAAACUAAAAGUAACGUAGCGAAAGGAGAAAAGUCUGAAAACAAUUACUCCAAUGUCACAGUUGAGACUAAGAUGACCAAUGAAAAAAAAAAAUCGAGAAAUUAAACAAACUAUAUCUGCAGAAAUGUCGUAAAGUUUAAGAUUUAAAUAUCAUUUACAAAUUAAAAGG